AUGUAUCGUUGUUUCAAUGGAGUGUCAAUUUAUUGUCCAACAUGGCCAUGUGAUAGGAAUUGUGGCUUAUUCCAUCUGAAAUAUCUCAAAGUUCGGCAGAAAGAUAGAAACAAGGAGACAAUGGACUCUGAAUGGUCAACCAAUGUGAUGCAAAAGUCUAAUAAGCCUGAUGAAUUGAAUGCCAACACUAUUUUUGAAGAAAUAAUGAACGAAGCAUCUCGAAAGAUUUCAAAGAAUUACGUUGAGCCACCGCUUCCUCCCCCUUUGGAACUUCACGACAAAUUAAGUGUUACAGACGAUGCGACUUCUUAUGAGCGAACCGAAGACACUACAACUUUGAAGUACAAUUUGCCUAUUUGGGAUGAUGAAAAUCUUCGUCAUGACCUAUUAGAUUCCGACGAAGAACAUUAUGUUGUCGGAGAUCCCGUCUUCAUCUCCGAGUAUGAUGAUUCUUCGACCGACGAGUUAAUAGAAGAGAUGAAGCAUGAUCCGUUCAGUAAUCCAAUAAGUAAAGAACGAAAAACAUCUAGAAUCUUCCCAGAUGACAGUGACAAUGAUUACAGUACUUUGGAUUUAACUCAGCGGACUUCAAUAAGCAAAGGUUCAUUCAAUGAGAGUCGGCAGUUGGUCUCCAAUCGUCUCAAGAAAGGCAAUAAAUAUGAAGGAAGUCUUGAUGUUUCUUAA
Messenger RNA from Auanema sp. JU1783, 684 nucleotides. NCBI's taxonomy places the organism in Eukaryota, Metazoa, Nematoda, Chromadorea, Rhabditida, Rhabditidae. The record is from the annotation of a GenBank genome assembly.